AUGAAAAUUCAUAAAUUUAUAAAUAUUACUAUUUGUACAUUUUUUUUGUUGGAUAUAAUAAAUGGUGCUGUCCUAUUAGAAUAUAGUAUUGGACGUCCAAUCCCAAUAAAAGAUGAACAAAAUAAAUGUUUUUUUACAUUCUCUGUUCUAGUAUCUCAUCCAGAACCAUUAGGUGCUACUGAUUUCACAAUAAAUUUACCUUCAUAUUCUCAAUUGUUCUCAACUCUAGUUUCAUGGGGUAUCAAUAGUACAAUUCAGUUGUUUAAUUUUCACACAUUUCAAGAUUAUGUUGCAACAGUUGAUCUUGGUCUCAUCAUAAAUACAUCGUCAGGUCCAGUUCCGAUUACAGUUCCUGGUUUUAAAUGUUUAGAAAACACUCUUUUAGAUUUCGAUAUAAAUAGUUUUACUCUUAAGAAAAUAGGUAGUCCACAAAUGCACUCAACCAAAAAUAUUUUUGUAUUUUUGGAAUAUGAUUUUUCCCAAGCAUCACUUCUUAUUAAUAGUUACAUUGAAAUCUCGUGCACAACAAUAACUCCAUUUGUUUGUUACUUGGCACCUGUUAAUCAAUAUCCAAAUGUACAAAUUUUGUAUAUUAGUAUAAACAAGGAUUUUUUGACACUUCCUGAAGAAAUACCUAUAACUUUAACUCUUCGAGGCCAAGAUUUAAAAUUUAAUGUUUCAAAUAUAUUCCCAUAUAAUGUUACUAGAACUUCAGUUGUUAUAAAAGAGAUUGAAUACCCUCCAUCCGGUGCAAAUCUAACUCAAGAUUUUCAAUUAUUAUAUUAUGAUUUGGUUAGUUAUUUAUUCAUAGAGAAUUCCAAUUCAUUUUUUUAUAUAAUGAAUUUUGGCUAUGGUCAACCAGUAUUUCAACCAUAUAUUCUUUUACAACAAAAUCAAACUCAUUCAACCUAUUUCCAAAAAAUGUCCUUCCAAACUAUUGCUACCGGUACAUUAAUUCCAGUGAUGCUUGAUAAUAGGAUUACCAAUAUAUCUAGUGAUUAUAAUUCAACAAACCAAAAUACAUAUAUAAAUUUACCCCUUAAUUCAUCAAUUGGUUAUGUUCCGAAUUUAGAUUGUUACUUAGGAUAUUCUUCUUUUGAAAUGCCAAUGAUUUCAAAACCAGUUAUUAGUACACCUUAUUCUUUCAAUACCUAUUUAUAUUUUCAAAAUCCAUACCCAUACGCUUAUUCGAAUGGUUCUUUUACAUACUCUGGUGUUUUUCCUCUUAGCAUGGAAUUUCAAACUGAUUCAGUUUUUAUAACAUAUACCCCAGGAGGAAUAUCAACCAUAAAUAUAUCUAAAAUCAGAAAAACGAGUAAUAUAGUGUUAUAUGAUGUUACAUAUGGCAAAGCACAAUGGUAUUCUUUCAUGGCUAGACUUAAUAUCUCUUCAGUGUGUCAAGUUACUGCUAUACAAAUAGGUGGUUCUAGCUUUAUGCUUACACCACUUAUUUAUGGAGAUUAUUAUAAUGGUAUCUAUGAAUUUGAAGUAGCUCCCAGCACUACUUUAAAUGAGUAUAAAAUUACCAUUAAUGAUGCUUGCUCUAGGCAGUCUAUAUUCACCAGCUCCUUGUUAUAUGUACCUGUUCAAGGACAGAGUUCACUUUUGUAUUUUCCAGAAAAUGUUGAAUUUCAUAUUGACAUAAGGAACAUUACUUAUUUCAAACUAUCGAGAAAUGUGUUUGAUUUAAGCAAUGGUGAUGUAAAUGGAACACUCUAUUUUAAUUUGAGCCACCCAGUCAAGGAAAUGGAGCCUAUGUUUGUCAUUUCUUACCUUUCUUCUACCUUUUAUGGAAAGUAUGAUUCCAACUUGAAUUUAUAUAUAAUCGACUUUACAAUUCCCAAAGGAAUGAUGCCUGGUAAAAUGUACUAUGGUAUUGAUGUACUAGUUACAGUUAUAGAAUCAACAAUGUUGGAAUCAUACUUUAAUGAUAGUGUUGCAAUAACAGUUACAAAUUCAGCCGGUGAUUUUAUGGAUCCAAUUCUAGAAGAGAUUCAUGCAUUCCCAAAUAACAAUUACAGUAUUGGUGAAUCAGUUGUCGAAGAUAUCGGAUGGAAUUUAAGAAUCACAGACUUCCCAAAUGGAUUUUCAUUUGGAACUUUGGAUAUCAUUUCAGAUCAUGAUUUAUUACCAAUUAAAGUAAACUUUAGUGGACAAUCAUCUCGUAUUUCAGGAAAUGAAUUUGAUGGUGUUUAUGCCAUUAGAUUUUCAGUGAAUGGUACAUGUCGAACCCAAACCUAUACAAUUGCAAAUGUUCUAUUAUAUGAUAAUUUUGCCUAUAAAAGUGAAUAUCUCUCAAACAUGAACCCAUUGACAUCGAUUUUCGGUUCACAAUAUGCUGAUCAACUAAAGUUACAACUCAAUUGUUUGACAAGUAUGAUUGAUAAUGAUGCACCAAUUAUGACAACAUUUGACUUUUCACCAAUCUCAGUUGAUGUUGGUUCACUCAACAGAAAUAUUAAAUUUUCAAUGAAAAUUAAAGAUGUUGGACCAUCUGGAUUGUCACUGAGACACUCUCCAAUAAUUCAAUUGGCAUCAGAUAAUGCAGAUUUAGUUCAAGUUACAAUGAAUUAUAUAUCUUCGAUAAAUGGAGAAUAUGUUUUCGAAUCUCAAUAUCAAUUACCAUAUGGUUUUGGAAUGAAUGUGAUCACCGUUAGUAUCUUUGGAUUGGUUGACAAUUUCAAAAACUAUCGAGGAUACAACACUUUUGACUUGAUGAACAGUACAUCUUUAUGGCCAUAUUCAAUUCAAAGAACAAUGACUUUAACCAAUCCAAUUUUGGAAAGAGCCUUGAAAUUGACAAACAAAGGUGGAGUUUUAUAUGUAUAUGGAAGAAAUUUUGGAUUGGAUUCAUCUGGAUUUUCGACUACCAUCAACUUCCAAGAUGGGAAAGGAUUUUUAAAUGUUGAAUUCGAUUCUUUCUUUGCAACCAUGUUAAAGUUUAAUAAUAUUCCACCAAUUUCAUCAAAUAAUAUAUCAAUGAUUGUCACAAAGAAUGGAAUCAGUUCGAAUGAAUUAAUCAUACCAAUUGAGAAUGCAAAUCCAAACCCAAGCAACACACCUACACCUACGGCCACUCCAUCAACAACACCACAACCACAAAAAUGUCCAGGAACACCAGAAUGUAACAACAAUGGACAAUGUAUCAACUCAAUUUGUAAAUGUUAUGAUUCUUGGUAUGGUCCAUCAUGUUCUUCAAUACCGAUUCCACCAGCAUAUCCAGAACCAAUAACAGGAAUAAAUAUAACAGAAUCUGGAAGUUUAAUCACAACAUCGAUCGAAAUCAUUGGAGUCAGAGAAUUGGAUGCAACAAUGAAUGUUGUUCAAUCAUUCAACAUCAGUAAAUGGAAUUUCACAGAUCUCAGCACAACAUCGAGCAAUCCAAAGUAUUUCUAUUCAACUCAACUCAACCAAAGAUCAACAUUAUUGAAUGUAUCGAUUGAAUACUUCAAAAACUCAGGUAAUAUCACAUUUGCAGGCGAACAACUCUUCAUUCCAGCUUCGACAAUCAAAUUCUCAAUGAAUAUGAGUCAUUAUGAUUUCAAAGACCAAACGAAUCUCAUUCAAAUAUUGAUGAAAUCAUCGAUUCAAACCGAUAACUCUGAUGCUUGCUCAUCGGCUGGUGUUGGUAUUGUCGAUAAGAAUGUUCAAUGGAUCAAAUUGAAUGUUGAUGAAAGUAGUCUUUAUGGAAGAUUUUUGUCGAAAGGUGUCAUAGACAACAGAGUCAGUACCAUUCAGAAUGUCAUUAUUGAAGAUGAAGACGAAGAUCAAACCAAACAAAUGAGAUCGGUAAUCGUUGGUAUCAUUUGUUCAUCAUUUGAAGAUUCUAUCAAUUUAGACCCUGAUUUCUCGAAUCUCAUUGAUGUCGGAUCUUCAGACACCUCUGAUUUCAUUUGUUCAUCUUCAAACAAGUUAAGUAAUGGUGCAAUUGCUGGUAUUGUUGUUGGUGUUAUUGUUUUAAUCUCCAUCGUUGUUGGCUCUGUUCUUUACAUCAGAAAAAGAAAGAAGUUCAAAGAACAAGAAUUAAGAAUGAAGCAAAGAUUAUCAAACUUAAAUAAAGAUCUCUAA
Messenger RNA from Heterostelium album PN500, 4068 nucleotides. RefSeq names its product calcium-binding EGF-like domain-containing protein. Lineage: Eukaryota; Evosea; Eumycetozoa; Acytosteliales; Acytosteliaceae. The record is from RefSeq and is a predicted model, not a curated record. The transcript is spliced from 10 exons. The coding region runs from base 1 to 4068 and encodes 1355 amino acids. Gene Ontology annotation, biological process: sexual reproduction.